Molecule: messenger RNA, 936 nt
Organism: Komagataella phaffii GS115
Lineage: Eukaryota; Fungi; Ascomycota; Pichiomycetes; Pichiales; Pichiaceae
Product: CBK1 kinase activator protein MOB2
Exons: 2
Coding region: 1-936 (311 amino acids)
Biological process (GO): cell division; signal transduction; positive regulation of protein phosphorylation
Cellular component (GO): cytoplasm; nucleus
Molecular function (GO): protein kinase activator activity
Source: RefSeq, a predicted model, not a curated record
AUGGUUCCGAGGAAAAUUGCUAUACAAACCGAAUUCAAAGAAUUAUGUACUAACGUUAUUAGGGGAUUUGCAAGAGGAUCUAAGAAGCAGAAGAAUGGCAACAAUAAUAACAAUAUGACAGGAGGUACAAAUUUUGAUUAUGACCAGUUACACGGUAAUCCGUCACAAUUGUCAUUGAAUACAAAUGCGAAUACACUAUAUUCUGGAAAUAAUGGAUCUGCCCUUUCUCUACGACGUACUCAAUCUCCUAGUAAACAGUCAAUGAAAUCCCAGCGCGUACAAAGUAACAUAAAUCGAGUUUCCAACAGUUAUGGUUCAAAUUCAGCUAGACCACUAUUUUUGUGUGAGCCGUUUGUUAAAACGGCGCUUGUGAAAGGUUCCUUUAAGACGAUUGUUCAAUUGCCAAAAUAUGUUGACUAUGGUGAAUGGCUUGCUCUGAAUUCAUUCGAAACGUACACGCAUCUAAAUCAAUUCUAUGGAAUAAUUGUAGAAUACAGUUCACAAGAAAAAUGUCCUAUUAUGAAUGCCGAUGAUAGCACCGAAUAUUUGUGGAUAGAUCAAACAGGACAGCCUAUCAGUCUUUCGGCAAAUCAAUACAUCGACUAUGCUCUUGCUUGGAUAAAUAGUAAGUUUAGUGAUCAAACAGUUUUUCCAACUAAAUCCAAUAUUUCCUUCCCUCCAAAUUUCAUGAAAGAUAUCAAGAAUAUUUCUAGACAAAUGUUUCGCAUUUUUGCGCACAUUUACCACCAUCAUUUUGAGAUUAUUGUUCAUCUAUCAUUAGAAGCGCACUGGAAUUCUUUUUUUGCGCAUUUCAUUUCUUUUGUGAGGGAGUUUUCGUUGAUCGAUUCCAGAGAGUUGGAACCUUUGCAACUCUUGAUUGAAAAUCUUGAAGCUCAAGGCAAAAUUCUGGUAGUUGAGAAACAACAGACUUCGUGA